Molecule: messenger RNA, 6898 nt
Organism: Zophobas morio
Lineage: Eukaryota; Metazoa; Arthropoda; Insecta; Coleoptera; Tenebrionidae
Exons: 58
Coding region: 428-6898 (2156 amino acids)
Biological process (GO): retrograde vesicle-mediated transport, Golgi to endoplasmic reticulum
Cellular component (GO): Dsl1/NZR complex
Molecular function (GO): SNARE binding
Source: RefSeq, a predicted model, not a curated record
AUCGAUUUCAGAUAAAUUUUCGCAAAGAAAAGUGUUUUUUUCCGUUCCUUUUCAAGGCAACGACUUAAAGAAUUGCAAACUGGCUUGGAGCCUUGACGAUCAAUUCCUUGCGGUUAGUGCGGGAAACGUUAUUUGUAUAGUUCAAGCCGCCAGUGGAAAGGAAUGGUGUCAGAUUCCCGUUACUUCUGUGGCAUGGAAAACGGGGGGCAGCGCGGACCUUGUGUUUGUGGAAUGCGCGAAGGUUGACGAACUUUGUAGUGCCGAGCUUCUUGUGGUGGACUAUUUCGGAGCCGCCUUUCUCUAUACCAUUCGGGGCCAGGGGGACUUCAGCCUUCACCAGUCUCUCUUGUUUCGGUCUCACCACGAGCUCGUGGUUUCUGUGGCAUACGACGCUGUAAAUCGACUGUUGAUUAUUGCUGGACUCGGCAUGAGAAAAGCACGGCCACGAUGUCACGUACUUCCUGGCAUCACUUUUUGGAAGGUUUCCUGCCGCGCUCCCUAUUUCUUCCACGAUGAAAGGCGAGAACUUCGUGAAUUGAUUAUGCCCGCCAGCCCAUUGGAGGACCUCUAUCGUUCUCUGCCAAAAUAUAUCCCAUUCUGGAGCCGUUUAAACAAAACUGUAUUUGUGAAAGUUCUUCUUCUGAACGACCAGCUCGCGGCGUUGAAUAAUCAAGGGGAAGUGCUAGUCUUUAGCAUGUCAUCGUUGGAUAUUACGACUCGAUUUUCCUUAAAAAACUUGCAGGCUCUGAAGCCAUACGUGCUUGCAGCGAAGAGCUACUGUGGCGCGGAGUGCCCCAGCAAAGCUGAAGGCGGGCCUCACGAGGACGACCAAGAUCGGAUUAGUGACCUGCAAUGGUGGGGACAGGACUGCUUGGUGGUCUCCACGUUGUCAGGGCACGUGAUUCUAUACGACUUUGUGAGAAACUGCAAUCUGCUGGGCACUCACUCGAUCCGUUUUGAGCGUGGGUGCCGGCUAUCGGCUGUGGAGGACGGACGCUUUCUUGUUCUUGAAUGCGAGAGGCGCGUUCUUCCUCUCGCAACUUCCUGGAAAGAGCAUAUGAUUGGCGGUCUAGAGAAGGGAAGAGCACGUGGCUCUUCCUCAUACUUUGAGAAAGAACCUGCCGGCUCCUUGCUGCACAGAGCCAUGAUUUGGUUGGCUGGCCCCGAACACCGCCAGGGGACUUUCAAGGUUCUCAAGCUGUACCGCCUGUACUACUUUAGCCAGAAAAGCCCGGCGGAGCUGUACAGCAGAAUGCUCUGCACCGGUAAUUUUGAGCGGGCUCAACGCCUCGCUGAAGAAUAUACUCUCAACACUGACGAAUUGUACAAGGCCUUGUGGCGGGUUCACCAAAAUGAAGAGGGCGCCGUACAAUUUUAUCUCGACCGAGUUAAGGACAGGGAUUGGGUGUUGAACGAAUGCACGACCGUUGUUUUGUCCACGACGGAGAUGAACAGGAGUCUGCUGGAGUAUGCGCUGGACAAUCUCGAAGCUGAGGAAGUUUCAGAGUGUUCUUCCAGUCUAAUACAGGCCCGUAGGCAAGAAAUUCGUACAAAGUGCCGCACUUAUUUAGAUCGACUCCGCACCUACGAGAAAAUAACUAAAAGUCUUCGCCUGCCCUUUGAUAUGGACGCCUUCCGCCACCUUCGAUCCAGUGCGCUUCAGGACGUCGCCAUAAAAUUGGCACAGCAAGGGCAUGUCUCGGCGUUCAGCCGUCUGAGCUGCCCGUCAAUAGCCAUUCUCUUUCAGUCUCAUGGCAAUGAGCUUUUUAAGCAUUGGCUAUCUAUUAUAUCCAGCAUCCCUGAAACCGUGCAUCCAAGUAGUUACGAGAGACUCUUGCCUUCAGUUAAUGAGAAGAGAACACGUGUAUGUAUAACUCCCGUUUCUGGUACUCAGGAAGAUGAAGAAGAUUGCACACAUUGCCACGGCAUUUUAGGAGACGCCAUGGAGACGCUGGACUUUGUAAUUCCGUCCGUAAAGGAAGUCUCAGAAUGGUACUGUCAUCGGGCGGUAGAAAUUGACCGAUUGUCCGGGCAACUGGAAAAUUCCAAGGCCCUUAUAGAACUGGGACUUAAAAAAAACGUCCCGGACUUGAAAUAUAUCCAAAGCCACCUUGCUUCGUUGUGUUAUCUGGUCUAUGACGCCUCAAGUGCUGCUUGUGCUGACAUCUCGCUGCACGAAUAUAUGAAUUGGGAUAACAUGAAAAGGAUAAACCUUCUCUUUGCCGACCUCUCCUCCAGUAGCACAGAUUUUAACAACCGCCUCUUCCUCUCCCGUUUCAAUACUUGCUUUUUUGAACUUGUCAACCUGCUUUGGUUCGGAGAAGACCGCUUGGAUGGAAGCUACAGUGAAGCAUCCACACUUAGCGGCAUCAAGGGCUUGCUGUUCGAUUUUAUAAAGGAGCUUUCUCAUAGCCACCCAGAAGUAGUAUUUCUAAUAUUACUAGAGUCUCCUGUUUUUGUUAAGCAAUUCAAGAAAGGAAAAGAUAUAAGCAAUUUUCCCGGUUCUGCCGGUGGUAACGUCCCCCUUUUGCUUACACGCGAGGAAAUCGUAGAGCUAGGAGUAAUUUGUGCCUUUCGUAGUACUGAAUCGACUCCUGAGGCCCUUAGCCUUGACGCUUUACGCGGUUUAGUAAACAAUCUUCAGGCACUCUUACCGGAUAGUGCGCAAGUUUUACCGAGUGAAAUUAAUAAUGACUCGCGAGAGGGAUUACGAACUCUUUUAAAAGCACGUGAAGGAUUAGACGCGUUAGUAAAAAGUUUGAGGGCUUUUGAGAUUUGCAGAGCCCACGGUAUGGCUAGACCCCUAGCCUCGUUCACUGACUGGAAUGUUUUCCCCCAGUGCCCGCAAACAUCACUACCUUUAAAUCGUAAGCAGCUGAUCAGAGAACUCUGUCAAUCCGGCCUGGAUCCACUGCGGCCAUAUUCACCCAACCAAUGGCGUCAGCUAUACGUGGAAUUGCACGUUCUUCAGAAACUUUUAUCAGUUCCUACGGACGUCAUCAACAAGCAGUUUAUGGAAAGUCUAUUAAGUUCCUCAUCGUUAAAAAAUAUUAGACUAGCUAGCGAGUUUAUUCAGAACUGCCGCCAUCACCAGUUCCUGCCUAUACCAUUAAUUGAUUUGCAUGAAAUAUCGGGGGUCAUACUAAAAGUGGCUAUUGAGUAUUAUAACACUUGCAAUUCCAUGACCGACCCUUUACUUGAGGCGGCAACUGAAUGUUUGAAUCUUAUACCUGAAGGCAGCUGCACUGCUCCUGUAAUAAAAGAAAAAAAACUCAUUUCCGCCGUAAAACUUAUGCAUGUUAGUUUCCGGCUGCCAUGGACACCACUUCAAGUGAGACUUGCGGCUGACUGUAUGGAAAGUGUGCUGGAUGCCUGUCUACUUGCGGAGGAGAACAACUACGCUCAGCUGGACGCCCUUUUAAAAGUAACUGAGUUAUUGGAAGUUGCAGAGGACAAAGCAAUAAGAGAAGGCCUUGUAUUGGCGAAAGUUGCCCGAAAAGCCAUGAGGCAUGCCGACUACCAGUUUGCGCUACAAUGCUGUAAACGUAUUAUGCGACUUUCCGGGACUUUCAACUCCUGGGACCUUUUUUUGAGUCUGGCAAGUUGCGCUCAGCUUACCUUUCUAAGCGAAAGACUAGCGCUCUUGGCUCAUGUACUGAAAACUUGCCCGCCUAACUACCUUAUUAUUGUCUUGGAGAAGUAUAAAGAGCUGGAAUUACUGCGAUUGAGCCGAAUUAUGGGCGUUGCUGAGGAUGGCAGUCCGACGCACCUUAUGAAGAUGCUUGCUAACCACGAAGAGUUGCCUUUUUCUAUGAAUUUAGAGGGGAACGCUCCUCUUAAGAUGACGCUUCGAACCCCCGCGCAACGCUGUAAGCGACCAGAACGACCGUCUUACCCUCCAGAUGUGACGGACACCGCUUUUCCUGAAAAACACUCCUCCUGUUCUCUAAGUCACGUGUUCCCUCCGAGUUCCUAUCCGUUUUACAUGCGGGAGUUGACUUGUGCGUGCGGCAGUAAAGGAAGGAGGAAGCGCUCUUAUCCUUACGUGCUUGACUGCUAUGCGCCCUUCACCAGCUGCCUAAGCAAUCUCCAUGCCCUCAAGUUACUAUACUCGCUUUGCGAAAAACAGCUGCUGCACUUUUACGACUUUUCCAAUUGGGACGAGUCGGUACUGGCAGCUAUGCAUCAGAUCAUGCGGCGCCUGUUUUUAGAAAGCUGCAAGCUUAUGGACUACUCCUUGACUUUUGCGCUACUUUUUAGCACGAAUCUUGAACACGCUGAAGAGCUACUUCGUAUGAGGCCCAGCUGCACAGACACCCUCAAACUUGCCCUUUACUUUUACGGCCUUCUUAUUUGCACGGGACAACAUGAGAACUGGUCCACUCGUUCAACCGACCAGUUGGACGACAAAUACUAUUUUGCUUAUUACGCAUGCGAGUUGCCUCCGGCCAUCGUCAUUCUCUAUGCAGUCCACCUCGUUGAAACCAGCGCGUGGCCAGCUUCUGUUUCUGAGGGCGGACCUAAAAAUUUUCUUCUGAGUUUUUUUAAAGACUGGAUUGCCGAAUACUAUAAGCAUCUCAUAACGGCAACUCUUCCUACGCAGAGCGAGCCUCUCGACUUUUCUAGGUUUUUGCAGGACCCCGCUUACCAAAGGGGCGUGUUCUUGCUGUGUCUUAAUCGAGGGGGCGCCACCUCUCUUGAAAGAUGCGUGAUGGUUUGCGAGCGAAACGGCCUAAAAGCCGAAGAUAUUUAUUUCUCACUUGCCUUCACACUUUUAAACGCGGCCACGCCAGCAAAGGAAGCCGUUGAGGGUCUGCGAAUUUUUCUCUCCCGCAAAAACAUGUGGCUCGAAGUAUCGCAAAAAAUUUCCGCUACUAUGUGGCCCGCGCUGAAUGGCCAGGACUAUACGCGUUUGUGGCUGUUCUUCAACUUUCUUAAUCCCAAUGUUGUACUUGACGGCAUAUCAGUCGAAAAACAUCUGCACCUGCUAGGCCUUGUGAGCCACUUGGACACUUUUGCUAUCAAUAAACUAAACUAUAAAAAUUAUUUGGCCCUCGAUCGCCAUAGGCUGGCUCAAUUGGGAGAGCUUACCACUCUGACCGAUCUGGGCUCUGUUACAGAGUUUAUUCUCCUCCUUGGCUCUCCUCAUGAUGUCAAUGAAGCAACGUCAUCGUUAUGUUUGGAAGUCUUGCAGAGAGCAGUGAAGGACUUUGUCCGCUUAAAAGAGGGCGGCCUAGUGUCCUAUCAGGACAAGGGGCACUCGUUAGUUAGUUAUCUAGAAAAAUUCGGCCACUCGUUGAGCCCAUCUCACGCUAAUCAGUUGUCCCUUGUUCUUUUGGACAGUGAAUUCCUACGAUAUUUGGAUCUUUCCACAAAAUUGGCCAUUUUAGAAAACUUUAUUCCGUACGUUGAAGAAGAAGACCAGAAACUCGUUUUCCAGGAGAAACUCGCUAGGCUAACCUCUGUUAAAAAGUGUCUUGGUCUACUCACUGGAACCUCCGUGAAUAACAUCGAUGCUGGUUUCAUAGAAGUAUCUCUAGAAACUCUCGAAGACGCGUAUCUAUUUCUGGAGGAGAUAGUUAGUCUUUCACAAGUUCCUGAUCUUAAUAGUGUCCGAACAGUGUUUGAGGAAGUCCAAAAAUGGCAUAGAACUGCCAUUAGUUAUAAUGAAAUAUUUUAUAAAGUCUUGAUGAACUGCUUGGCCCUGAAAAGCGUCCCUUUAGUUGACUUUAAGCGUCUCCUUACCACCGCCAAGCUACUAUUAAAUACCUCAGAGUGCGAUGCUCUAGCCGGCGACCUCAUAAAGUUCUGCAGCGCGGCACAAUGGGACGCGCCACAGAGAUUUGAGGUGUUGACCCUGAUAGAAGAGGUGGAGGCAGUGCCCGGCCAUUCCUCUCUUUCAGCCGCUGUCUUCUGCCAAAUACAAACCAUUCUGCAGCAGCACUGGCCUGGAGCCACUGUGGCGCUUGAGGAAAUAAACAGCUCGAGCAAACAACAAGUCUUUGUGGAGAAGCUCUAUGAAAGCAUCCGUCAGGAGACUGAGGCUUCAGAAAAGGGCAGCUGGAGUGACGACGACUGGAAUAACUAUACGUGGAGCACCGUGGGCAACAGCUUUGCUAUUGACCUCUCUUCUCGUGCCUUUGCGCUAGCAAAAGUAAUAUCCAUACUUGAAAAGAGCCCCGACCCUGACAAACCUGAUUAUUUAAAAUAUCACUUCGCUCUCUUGCUUAAUAUUGCCGAGUCGGAGUCUCUUAUGCACAAUUGCUGGCGAAUACGACUGGAGUGGGAGCUCUCAGAGCUUGAGGAUACUAAAGUAUUUCGGCGCUUACUGUCACAUGCAACACCCUCGUGUAAAUGCAGCUCCUUGAAGUACAUCUUCGCAGCUCAGCGCCUCCAGCUGAUAGAUCAGGAAGCCCCUUUCAUCUUCGAAGACGCGUUUUUGAGCGGUGGCAAUACGCAGCUUGAUAACGACCUUCUUCACUUUAUUGUGAAAAAUCCACAAGUCUUUGACCGCACUCGUUCCCCAUCCAUUUAUGCUGAGGUGAAAAAUUAUUUGCUUUACCGAAGCAUCGAAGACAUGCACGCUGUGUCACAAACGCAGGCGUUCUUCUCCUACAUUGAAGCUCACAUAAUUAACUGCGCCACAUUUUUAGCUGACCUCUGCCUCCUGGAGAGGAUGGAUUGCGCUUUUUCGUUUGUUUUAGAGUUCCACCGCUUCCCGGUGCCUUUGCGUGAUUGCCAUAUUCUGUUCCGCUUACUCGAAGAUCUACUAUCAGAUUCUUUAAAACUUAUAAAGAAAAGUGUACCCUCUUCAUCUGUACAGUUUAAUCUCUUAUACACUUUGGAGCACAGCUUGAGCUCUUGCGAGAAAGCACUACUCUACUGCGCUUUACAAUAA